Messenger RNA from Argiope bruennichi, 2941 nucleotides. RefSeq names its product QRFP-like peptide receptor. Bases 1276 to 2511 code for a protein of 411 amino acids. NCBI's taxonomy places the organism in Eukaryota, Metazoa, Arthropoda, Arachnida, Araneae, Araneidae. Gene Ontology annotation, molecular function: G protein-coupled receptor activity. The record is from RefSeq and is a predicted model, not a curated record. Gene Ontology annotation, cellular component: plasma membrane. Gene Ontology annotation, biological process: G protein-coupled receptor signaling pathway. The transcript is spliced from 4 exons.
GUGAACCGAAAGGUGGUACGGACUGUGACUUAACGGUUUCGUCUCGGAACUGUUACAUAGUAACAUUUUCCGACAGAGGGGGAAAAAUAAAAGAAGCUGCGGGAGGAGAAUUUUUGCUUCGUGCGAACAUAUUUUCCCUAAAAAGAAAAUUAGAGACGCUGCCUACUUCAAUCUGAAAUUUUACUUCAAAAGCGAGCUGCUUGCAAGAUUUUUUUUCAUUAUCGAAAGAAAUGCUCGGAGGUUUAUAAAAUAAUUUAAAAGAAAACAAUUUUAGACUUUACUUGAAUUUUCAUCAAAGAAAUAUUAUCUGUCUGAGGGUUAAAGUGCAAAAUACGAGCUAAUCCCAGAUUUUAUGAUGCGGUCGUUUCAACUCAAUUUCAACGCUCAAGCGUUUUAUAGCAAAGCAUUGCGUCUUUUAGGACAUGACUGAAAAGAAAAUUUUUACGGCUUUCAGAGUAUGAAAGUUAAUUAAAGCGGCUAAAAUUGCACAAAGAUCUACACGGCCAUAUCUUUCACAGAAAGAGAGUUUGCGGUCAAUUUAUCUCCACUUAUAGAGUAUUUCUUGCUUAGAAAAUCAUGAUAAGAAAAUACUAAAGAAAAACAGGGCCAAUAUUUGUAAGUGAAAAUGGUUUGAGUGAAUUCCUCUACUUCUAUUCAAAAUGGCUUUUUGUGCUGGUACUGUAUACAGUGCAUUUGUGACUUGAGUUUAAGAAUUUUGGAGGAGAGCUUUCAAUAUUGAAUAAAAUUACUUUCAGAUUAGUAUACAUUUAUCACUCUUACCGUAUUUUUAAUUUACUUGCCGUGCUAUAAAGAAAAGUUUUUGAAAAGUUAAAGGAAUUAGUCGCAUUCCUAAAUAGAAUUACAAAAAAUACUUUUAUGUGAAAAAGAUGAAUCAACUUUCUCUUGAUAUUUUUGGCAAUGAUCAUUUCUUUCAAGUGUAUUAAUCAACUGAAAGGAAAUUUGUAACAACUUCUAACUUGCAUUUAUUGAAAUGCCCGAAGUGCAUUCCCGAAAUGUGGUGAUAUUAAAAGUGGUUUCUUUUCAAAGUGAAAUGUUUAUCAUCGAAGUUCCAUUUGUCGUUCAAUAAAGAUAAUUGAAAAUUAAAUAUUUGAGGCUUAAAAUUUUGCUGAUUUUAAGAAACAGUUUAAUUAAGUGGCUCAAAACUAUCGAGUGUGCAAAUUUAUUCGCAGUUUAUCGAAAUUUUCGAUCCCCCCCCCCACCUCUUUAUCAGACGAGUUGAGAAGAUGUCAUUCCGAAGUGACGUGAAUCUGCAAAAUGAUGAUCGACAACGAUAACUCAACUGAGAACAACUACUUCGGACCGGCUCCAGAAAAUCUCACCUACUUGUUGUCCAACAUCAGCGCAGAAGGUUCCUCCAAGGUGAGGGCCCCUGCUUCUGUCAGCGCGGAGUUGCCCGCCUACAUCCGAAUCGCCGCCACCACAGUAUGUGCCGUGAUUCUGACUCUGGGCACGGCGGGCAACAUCUUGGUGGCGACCGUCGUCUGGAAGACCAAAGAGCUGAGGAAUUCCACCAACCUGUUCCUCAUCAACCUCAGUCUGGCCGAUCUCAUGGUGCUGUUGGUGUGCGUGCCACCUGUUCUGGUGGAGCUUCACUCUAUGCCGGAAGUCUGGAUUAUGGGAGAAGGAAUGUGCAAGGCCGUCCCUUACGUGCAGCUGACGGCAGCACAUGGAUCCGUUCUCACCAUUCUGGCCAUCAGCUUCGAACGCUACUACGCCAUCUGCCAGCCGCUGAAAGCCGGCUACACUUGCACUCAAAUGCGGGCCCUGGCCAUCAUAGUGGCCAUCUGGUUGGUGGCAGCCCUGUUUACCACGCCCGUGCUUUUCACCGUCCAUUACCAUCUUGAAGAAACCCUGCUCUCAGGUGAACCCGUGCCCGUCUGUUACCAGAGUAUCGAGCGAAUUUGGCAAAAGGUCUACUAUCUGUCUGCUAUCGGAGUUUUCUACGCCCUGCCCUUCCUCAUACUGCUGGCCGUCUACUGUCAUAUCGCAAGGCACCUAAUGGCGGGCAGCAGGGUGCUUGCCUCUUCCAGCGAAGAGACCCAAAUGCGGGCCAGAAAACAGGUGGUCUUGAUGCUGGUAGCGGUAGUAGUCAGUUUCUUCAUAUGCUUGUUACCUUUCAGGGUAUUCACGAUAUGGUUAAUUCUUUCGGAACCGGCAGAUAUCAUCAGUCUGGGCAUGGAGACCUACUACAGUCUUCUGUACUUCUGCAGGCUGUUAGUUUACAUUAAUGCCGCACUCAACCCGAUACUUUACAAUGCCAUCUCUUCCAAAUUCCGCAACUCUUUCAUCCGACUCCUGAGAUGCUCGAACAUGAGAAGCAGAUUAACUCGGCAAAUCACCAAGGGCACCACUACCUCGAGCACUGCUACCACCAGCGGAAGCGUGAAGAAAGAUACCUUGCUGUCCCAUCAGCAGAGCAACAGGCAGCUGAGAGUCACGGUCAACAGCAAUUCACUCUGGAAUGCUGGACCCAAACCAGAAAAUGUAUGACGAAAGUUUCAGGCUUAGUGGACUAAAACUGAUAGGGUGCACACAAUAUCUUACGUUCCACAAUUUUGGUUCAUGGUGCUGGACAUGGAAGCACGUGAUUACGGGCAGCUUGUAAACUAUUUUUAUGUAUGUUUUUGUAUAUAAUUAUUUAUGUAGUCACCCAUUUGUGUUGUUAUUUAUACGUUGUAGCUCAUUUAUUAUUAUUUUAAUAUGUGAUAGAAUCUCAUUUUCUAUUCCAUGAAAACUUUUUUUUUUCAUACAACUGUCGGAAAACGUCAGCUUUGUUCAUUAGUUUAGUGCAUGCAGUGGUGUAUUUGUUCGUAGCAUUAUAAUAGAAAAAAAUGUCAUGAUUUAUGAAGUCAUAAAAUAUAAUACCGGUACUUACUUUUUCAACUGUCUUUGCUCAUGUUCCUUUUACCUCUUAAAAAUG